AUGGAUGAAUGUUAUAACAGAGACCUUUGGUCAUUCCAAUGCAAACGCAUCGAGACGAAUUAUGUCUCCGACGGCUACAAAAAUUGCGCGGACAAUUCCGACGAAGCCGACUGCACUGAAGAACGUUGCAAGAGCAUGGGAAAACUGAAGUGCAAAAACCGAGACGUCUGCUUCCAUCAAAGUUUCAUCUGCAACGGCGACAACGACUGCGGCGACAACUCCGACGAGGAGGACUGCACCGAAAAGCGUUGCAACGAGCUGAAAAAAUUCAAAUGCAAAGGCGUCGCCUGCAUUGAAAAGCACUGCAGCGAUCUCGGAAGAUGGAAAUGCAAGGCCAGCAACAAGUGUAUACGCGACAUCGACGUCUGCAACGGCCAAAACGACUGCGGCGAUAAUCCCGACGAAAUCGGUUGCGACAAGAAACUUUGCACCGACCUCGGACGAUUCAAAUGUAACAGUACUAACGUGUGCAUACCAUACGAUAGCUGGCUAUGCGACGACAAUUCCGAUGAGAUCAAUUGCCCUGAGAAUAAUCUUUGCGACAGUAACGGCAAGUUCAAAUGCAAAGACACGAAUAAGUGCAUAGAUCAAGAUCUUAUCUGCGAUGGCAUCGACCAUUGCGGCGACAACUUCGACGAGACGGAUUGCACUGAUGAACGCUGCAAGAACAUCGGAAAAUUCAGGUGCAAUGAUGGGCUCAAAUGCAUCUCUGAUAGUCUCGUCUGCGAUGGCUACGACAAUUGCGGUGACGGACGAGGCAGAUUGCACUGA
Messenger RNA from Nasonia vitripennis (jewel wasp), 771 nucleotides. RefSeq names its product low-density lipoprotein receptor-related protein 1-like. The transcript is spliced from 3 exons. The record is from RefSeq and is a predicted model, not a curated record. Gene Ontology annotation, molecular function: protein binding. The coding region runs from base 1 to 771 and encodes 256 amino acids. NCBI's taxonomy places the organism in Eukaryota, Metazoa, Arthropoda, Insecta, Hymenoptera, Pteromalidae.